AUGGCUACUAUGCCCGGCGACGCUGCAAAUACUCAAGUGCGAGUGAGACUAAUAACCAGAGACUCUGAUCUCGCCCUCGAAGAAACGGCGCCCAUUCUCGUUCCUACAUCCUUCCGCCGCUAUACACUUUCCACGCUUGUCAACAGCCUGCUCAAGCAAGAAAAACCAGUUCCACUCGAGUUCAUCAUCAAUGGGACAUACCUUCGAACCACCCUUGAAGAAUAUCUCACGAAUAACGGCCUUUCUGCAGAAACAACGCUUGCUGUCGAAUAUGUGCGAGCGAGAAUUCCGCCGCAAUAUGUUGCAUCGUUCGAACACGAUGACUGGGUCAGCGACAUCGACGUGAUGUCGGGCGAAUCUCCCCGAAUUCUCUCGGCCAGCUACGAUGGACUUUUAAGAGUGUGGAACACCUCAUCACGAGUUCUUGCUACGUCGCCGGGCGUGUCACAAGGUGGUCACGGCUCCUUCAUAACAUCCGCCAAAUUUAUAUCGCAGAAACAAGUGGUGUCGGCUGGGUUCGAUCGAACGCUAAGACUAUGGAAGUAUUCAGAAGAGCAAAAAGGGUUUUCGGCGACGUUGUCACCGCAAAUAGAGCUUUACGGUCACAAAUCGUCGGUGGAUUCUGUCUGUCCCCAUGAGGCGUCCGGGCGCUUGCUCUCGGCCUCUUCAGAUCACUCCGUUGGACUUUGGUCAACUAAAAAAGCCGAUGCGCCAGCAGCACCGGAAGCACUUGUGCCUCGUGCAAGAACCCAGGACGGUAAGAGGAGAAAAUUAAAUUCGGAGGUAUCCUUGGCGCAGAGAGGUCCCCUUGCAUUGAUGCAGCAACAUACGGGACCGGCUUCGGGAGCGAUCUUUGACCGCAAUGAUUCCACAGUCGGCUACUCCAGUUCCUGGGAUCAGACCGUGAGGACAUGGGAUUUGGUCACAGCGUCUCUUGUAGACACGAGGACCACCUCGGGUGCGCUGUUUUGCAUUGAGCACAUGCCCUCCCUUCACCUUAUUGCGGCAGGAUCUGUCAGCCGUGUCAUUAAACUGGUGGAUCCACGAGCGUCGGCCACGACGGUCGCUGCAAUGACUCUCAAAGGCCACAAGAAUUCGGUCGUCAGCCUCGCCCAAGAUCCUACCAACGACUAUACACUUGUCAGCGGGAGUCACGAUGGAACAUGCAGAGUUUGGGACGUCCGCAGCGCCCGACAAGAAAAAGAAGGCGCUGUCGGACAGAGCUUGUACAUGCUGCCCAGGGCGAGCCUGAAAGGCGGUCUGAAUUCAGCGGUCGGUGAUGGCAUCAAAGUCUUUGCCGUGUGUUGGCAUCGUGACGUGGGCAUUCUCAGCGGUGGUGAGGACAAAGCGGUGCAGAUCAACCGGAGCGACGACCAGACUUGA
Rhinocladiella mackenziei CBS 650.93 is the source of this 1383-nucleotide messenger RNA. RefSeq lists its product as uncharacterized. Gene Ontology annotation, molecular function: protein binding. The record is from RefSeq and is a predicted model, not a curated record. Gene Ontology annotation, biological process: ribosome biogenesis. Lineage: Eukaryota; Fungi; Ascomycota; Eurotiomycetes; Chaetothyriales; Herpotrichiellaceae. Gene Ontology annotation, cellular component: preribosome, large subunit precursor. Bases 1 to 1383 code for a protein of 460 amino acids. The transcript has a single exon.